AAGAUCACAGAAUAGGCGCCACCACCAAUAUGACGGUGGAGGACUACGAAGAUAACAUUCUCACCGUUGGCCACGUAAUGCAGGUUUUCCACGCCAGAUGGCUCGAUAUCUUCAAGACGGCCUCGCUGCACGAACGGGCCCCAAACCCAGGCAUCUAUUCGCUGGAAACGGCCGUGAAGCACCGGCUGCUGGAUCUUCAAACCCAGGGCCGUCCUCUGGUGCUGAACUUCGGAAGCUGCACCUGACCCCCGUUCAUGGUGAAGCUGGAGCGGUUCUACGACAUCGUCAAUAGCUUCGCCGACUCCGCCGACUUCCUCAUCCUAUACAUAGAGGAGGCGCAUGCGACGGACGGGUGGAAGAUCAGCCACAACACCGACGUCAGGCAGCACAAGACGCUGGAGGAUAGGUUCCAAGCCGCCAGGAUCCUGGCGAGGACGAAACCUCCGUGCCCCAUAUACGUGGAUGACAUCACAGACGACGCCAACGUGCAGUAUGGGGGACUGUAUGAAAGGCUGUAUAUCAUACUCGAUGGUAUCGUGGUGUACCAAGGAGAACGUGGGCCGGUUGGUUACAAGCUAGAAGAGGUGGAGCAGUGGCUUUCUAAACAUACUGGGUCGCAGUAAUAACUGUACUGAAGGCUAAUUUUCCCCCAAUUUAAGCAUU
Gigantopelta aegis is the source of this 663-nucleotide messenger RNA. RefSeq names its product thyroxine 5-deiodinase-like. Gene Ontology annotation, molecular function: thyroxine 5'-deiodinase activity. Lineage: Eukaryota; Metazoa; Mollusca; Gastropoda; Neomphalida; Peltospiridae. The record is from RefSeq and is a predicted model, not a curated record. The transcript has a single exon.